AUGUUCGGCGAGCCCAUGACCCUCGUAGCCCCUACCACUUCUACAAGACAGCGGCCGGCUCUGUCCCGUUCUCGCUCCCACAGCGAUGCCUCGAAAGCAGGCCCGCCUCUAACUGCCCGCGGGACUGCAGAGCCGAAACCUCAGGGUACACGGCCACCCCAUGUCCGAUCUCAGUCGUAUCUAUCGCCUUCGGAAUCUAGACAAGAAGACAAACCACGCAAUGCACACACAUUGCCUUCAGCAACGGGUGCCUUGGAACGGACAGCAUCGCUAUUACACCUGCCCGGCUCUUCGCAUAGACAUCAUCAUAAAGAGAAAGACCACACGUCAAGCCAUCAUAGGCACACUCAAUCUCACACGAACAUCUCUCCGCAGAACAAUGACUCGGCGCACAGUCUCCCCUUCCGCCGACACCGACCGACGCAGUCCGAAGCGCACGCGCCUCGUCGAUUUGCGUCCAAAGAACCCCUCUCCUCCCUCCCUCAUCUCGUGGCCGGCUUGAACGCCGAACGCGAACGCCGUACUCAGCAGGGGAACACGCAUAAUCCCAUCAAUCCCUCCCAUCGCCAUGGUCCUGGCGCUACACUCUCACAAGCACAGACCCAGCAUCCCUUUGGGCCCUCAACCGCACACACCAAUGACUUCCAACCCGGUGGCCGCUACGACUACAACCCCCCCAACGGAUUCCCCGAGCUACGACGCCGCGCGACGUCUGACCCGGCGUCACGAGAUAACCUCUCCCGUUCAGCCCAACCCCCGCUUCGGCCAAAGACAUCCCUAGAAGAGACUCUGGAAAGAGGUGACGCCGCCCGCGUAGCCCGUCGUAUCCACGUCAAAAAGAGUGUCAUCCUCCGUCGCGAUCAAGAACUCCAGGCUGGCGAAGAGGAACUCCGCUCCCGGGUAUCUGAAAUCAACGCCACGGGGGUCGAGAUCACAAGACGCUUAGACUACGGCUACUACAACCUACUGGAGAAAGUCGGUAAUCUGGUGUCCAUGAUUGGCAGUUUCCAGUCGCUGGCUAAACAGAGCGGAACGCUCAUUUCCAAUUUCGAUCGCGAAAAUGGCAGGAUCUCCGAAGAUACGCGGCAGCGACUCGUGAAUUUUCGCCACGGGUUCGACACGCAACAGGCCAGGGCGCAGAAGUUGGCCGAGAGGGGCACACGGGCAAGUGAAAGGGCGACGGAGCUGUCCGCUAGACUGGAGGCCGCGAGGGUAAAGGUCGAGGAGUGGGAAAGGAGGGAAGAGAAGUCUCGGCGGGCGUGGGAUCGUGUUUGGGGAAUGUGCUGGUGGACGAUUGCGUCUGUGGUCAUUCUGGUCGUGGCGGCCGUCGUCGGGAAGGAAUGGUAUUUCCGGGGCGAUCCGGUGAAGGCUGGGCUUCGACAGCACGGCGAAGGCAGCUGGAACAAGAGUCUCCGGCUUGGCGGCGGAGGUGAAGCUGAGAGAGUACUCCUCGGUCGGGAUGGGGAGGUUGCCGCGGAAUCGGCCCAAAGACCCAACGUGCCGGACGACGUGAAGCAGAUCCUGGCCGGGAUCGCGGAGAGGAAUUUCCAGAGGAAGAAGGCGUUUCCAGAAGUCCCGUCGGGACUGUACGGGAGUUAUGGUGAAUCGGCCGAGCAGACCAGCAAAGAUGAAACCCACGAAGACCCCAGGCUAAGGAAGCUGGAUGAGUUAUGA
Molecule: messenger RNA, 1674 nt
Organism: Cladophialophora carrionii CBS 160.54
Lineage: Eukaryota; Fungi; Ascomycota; Eurotiomycetes; Chaetothyriales; Herpotrichiellaceae
Exons: 1
Coding region: 1-1674 (557 amino acids)
Source: RefSeq, a predicted model, not a curated record